Talaromyces atroroseus is the source of this 1044-nucleotide messenger RNA. Its product is annotated as putative 1-aminocyclopropane-1-carboxylate deaminase. The transcript is spliced from 2 exons. Lineage: Eukaryota; Fungi; Ascomycota; Eurotiomycetes; Eurotiales; Trichocomaceae. Bases 1 to 1044 code for a protein of 347 amino acids. Gene Ontology annotation, molecular function: pyridoxal phosphate binding; 1-aminocyclopropane-1-carboxylate deaminase activity; D-cysteine desulfhydrase activity. Gene Ontology annotation, biological process: amine catabolic process. The record is from RefSeq and is a predicted model, not a curated record.
AUGGCAACUGUCCAGCUUCCCGAGCCCUUCGCUAGUAUUUCUAGAGAAUCAUUUCUCUUCGGGCCCUCGCCCAUUCAAUAUUUGCCAAAGAUCACACAAGCCCUUGGCGGAAAUAUUGGUGUCUAUGCGAAGAGAGAAGACUGCAAUUCUGGCUUAGCUUUCGGGGGCAAUAAAACCAGAAAGUUGGAAUAUCUUGCUCCAGAUGCAAUAGCACAAAGAUGCGACACUCUGGUCAGCAUUGGCGGCUUUCAAUCCAACCAUACACGACAAGUCGCAGCCGUUUCUACAAAGUUAGGAAUGAAAGUAGCUCUGGUCCAGGAGAAAUGGGUCAACUGGACAGAUCCCGUAUACGACAAGGCCGGCAACAUCCAACUUUCCCGGCUGAUGGGCGCGGAGGUUCGACUAGAUCCAUCUCCAUUCGGUAUUGAGCAUAAGGAAACACUUCAAAAUCUGCAACAAGAAAUCAUUGCCCAAGGUGGUAAACCAUAUUAUAUUCCUGCGGGGGCUUCUGAUCACCCGCUAGGAGGACUUGGUUUCGCACGUUGGGCUUUUGAAGUAGAACAACAGGAGAAGGAGAUGGGCAUCUUCUUUGACACUGUCAUUGUCUGUGCCGUCACCGGAUCAACAAUGGCGGGAAUGGUGGCAGGCUUCAAACUGGCCCAAAAGCGUAAUGGCUCCAAACCUCGCAAAGUGAUUGGAAUUGAUGCCUCAGCGACUGUGCAGCAGACCUUUGACCAAAUCUUGCGCAUUGCCAAGGCAACCGGCGUGAAGAUUGGAUUGGGUGAGAAUGAUAUCACCGAGGACGAUAUCAUACUUGAUGAUAGAUACCACGCCGGUGUCUACGGUAUUCCCGAUCAGCAGACAAUCGAUGCUAUAAAGUUCGGUGCAUCAACCGAAGCUUUUAUUACCGAUCCCGUCUAUGAGGGCAAAAGUCUCGCAGGUAUGAUUGAUAUGGUUCGAAAGGGAGAAAUUCCUGUUAGCACCAAUAUUCUCUACGCACACCUUGGAGGACAGCUGGCACUUAAUGCAUAUACUGGGAUGUAG